UCAGCGGUAUAAAGCAAGCUGAUGAAGUUUCUCUCUUAUCAUGUCUUCUCCUUUAACCCCUGAUGUACAGAUCUUUCCUGCCGCUGCUGGAGAUUAUGAAGGGGUCAUGGCAAUCUCAGAGGGGCUCCACAAGGGAGUGGAUUACUUGCCAUACAAAUACCACACAUGGCUGAAGGACCCUCAGAGGAGGAUGUUUGUUGCCAAAUCAGAGGGCAGAGUGGUGGGUUUCGACUCCUUCUUAUUGGUUGAUGGUGGUGUUACAGCUGUCGUGCAGGGUCUUCGUGUUGCCGAAUGGAUGAGAGGUUGUGGUGUGGCUGGGAUACUUCAAAGGUUUUGCUUUAAAACCUUACAUUUGUACCAUCCCACUGUCACCAGAGUUCGUCUGACUAUGGUACAAAACCCACCUGCCACCAUGUUGAAUACAUACCACAUUAUACACUCCAAGGCUGAUAUUUCUGUAUUCAUUUCUGCUGAGCAGUUGGAGGAGACAAUCAAGAUUUUGGAAUCUCGAGUAUCCUCUACAUGUGAUAAUUGCAUUCCUCCUGUCUUCCUUGAAUAUUCUGAGGUGCACAAUUUGUUUCCUGGACGUCUUAAAGAAGAGGAUCUUCUUCCUGGAGGCUUCCUCGUGCAAGCCUGGCUUCCAAUGUCCACCAAUAAAGCCAAUCUUGAGUUAAUGCAGCGCUGGGAGGUUCAGUGGCUCUGCUCAUACCCAUGUGAUGCAUUAGGUGAAGCCACUAGCUCAUUCCAAUUGCAAGGUAGCUUUGAUGUCAAUAAUGGUAUCAAAAAAACAAAACCAUCUGCAAGCAAUGAUGACCUCAUUGCUUUUACUACUCCUGCAUCAUACAAAACGUUUUUAGGCUUCCUCAGCCUUGGAUCCCCUAUGUUUCCAGUGCCCUUAGGGGAAGGGAAUCACCGUCUGAAUAUAGAUGUAUUUGGAACUGACCUGUAUUUCGCCAAAAUUCAUGUACUAUACCAGUUAAAGGAGGCUGUGAAGAAAUUGCCUACUGGGGGCAGUAUUAUCUGCAUUGUAAACAUAGAGAAGAGUCUACGUGCUGGGCUCAAUGAUUUUUUUGAAGGAAUCACUCCAUUCAAACACUGCAAGCUGCAACUGGUCCUAGAAAUGGACCUCACAGCUAUUAUGAGCACAUGAAUCUAUCCUUGUUCAAGUAAUAGAUUAUGCAGGAUGUGACUUCUAGGACAAUAUCAUGCUUAUACCUUUAUAACUUAUCUUUUUUCUUUUUUUUUUAUUAUAAAUAUCAGAUGGGUAUCAUCUCACAUUUUUUUUUCUUGGACUAUGCAGAGCACCAGGGUGAUUUAUUUCUAAACAAGCACAA
Messenger RNA from Pelobates fuscus (common spadefoot toad), 1334 nucleotides. Its product is annotated as histidine N-acetyltransferase-like. Gene Ontology annotation, molecular function: acyltransferase activity, transferring groups other than amino-acyl groups. The record is from RefSeq and is a predicted model, not a curated record. The coding region runs from base 41 to 1150 and encodes 369 amino acids. Lineage: Eukaryota; Metazoa; Chordata; Amphibia; Anura; Pelobatidae. The transcript is spliced from 3 exons.